Molecule: messenger RNA, 1776 nt
Organism: Anolis sagrei ordinatus
Lineage: Eukaryota; Metazoa; Chordata; Lepidosauria; Squamata; Anolidae
Gene: TK1
Product: thymidine kinase 1
Biological process (GO): thymidine metabolic process
Molecular function (GO): ATP binding; thymidine kinase activity
Source: RefSeq, a predicted model, not a curated record
UUUGGUGCCAGGGCCCGUUCUGAUUGGUCCAUUGUCAGCGCCGGCUAUAAAAGAGGGCAAAAACGGCGCGCUCAAAGGAGAGGCUGUUGGUUCAAGCGUCUGUGCCUUGAAACACCGGCGGGAUUUGGGAAGAUGAACUGCUUGAUGAUGCCAGGGGUGCAGCCGGGGUCGCCUCGCAAGGCCCGGGGCCAGAUCCAGGUCAUCUUUGGACCCAUGUUCUCCGGGAAAAGUACCGAACUCAUGCGCCGAGUCCGACGUUUCCAGAUUGCGCAGUACAAGUGCCUGUUGAUCAAGUACGCGAAGGACACGCGCUACAGUGUCAAUGGAGUUUCCACGCAUGACAGGAACACCAUGGAAGCGGUAUCUGCUUGUUGCCUGAAAGAUGUGCAUCAAGAAGCUCUCAGCUCUGCUGUGAUUGGCAUUGAUGAAGGCCAGUUUUUUCCAGAUAUCAUUGAGUUCUGUGAGGCAAUGGCCAACGCAGGGAAGACUGUCAUUGUGGCAGCCCUUGAUGGGACCUUCCAGAGAAAGGCAUUUGGCAACAUUUUGCAACUAGUUCCCUUAGCAGAAAGUGUGGUGAAACUGAAUGCUGUCUGCAUGGAGUGUUUUCGUGAGGCAUCGUACACAAAGAGGCUAGGAGCAGAGAAGGAGGUGGAAGUAAUAGGAGGAGCAGACAAGUAUCAUUCUGUCUGCCGCGUCUGCUACUUCAAGAAACGGCCACAGCAGCCAGCUGAGAACAAAGAGAACCUACCAGUUGGUCAUAAGCACUUGGAUCUUCCUGCUUCCCGGAAAGUCCUGGGCGUUUGUCAGAACAUUCAAUGGAGCUCCCCAAAUUGAAUACAAGAACUAAGGGACUGUGAGGUGGGCUGGGACAGGAAAGCAAUUGUUCAAACUUCAUUUUGGCUCUGGGUUGCUUAAGCUGAGUUGUUGCAAAGGACCACGCUCAUCAAAGAAAAAUCUUCUGUGUAGGAAAAGCAAACUGGAGCCCAAUGUAACAGGCUUUGGGACUUGGCUGUUCUGUGCUGAAAACUGCUCUCUGCUAGUAAUGUCUAUCUUGCUUGGUCUUUAGAGGCAAGAUUUCUUAAUGUCAACAUGCUACAGAAUUGCUUUUUAUUUCCUCUUGCAAUAUUUACUUCUGAAUUUAACUGCCAUGUCUGUUUCGGAUAGACAGUACUUACUGGGGAAACGUAUUUCAUAUAAAGACCAGAACACUACGUUUCAAGCUCUAUUCUUGUUGAAUACUAUUUGAAGUCAACUUCUUCCCAGUCCUUGCCUAUGUGCUUUAUUUAACAGCUAGCUCACUUGACAAUAUCGCUUGGAUCUUAGAUCUAUGCGGCAGUUCUGUGAACUUUUGCUGACUUCCAGAAUGAGUACUUGGACCAGAAAAGCCUUUCCACAGCUGAAGUCUUUAACCUUGCAGUGUGUAGUUAGAAGCUGAACAAGAAAUACUUAAAAAGUUAGACUUUCCCAGUGUGCCUUCACUUUCUAAUUUAUUCAGAUUUGCAGGUAGCAUCAAUCAUGUCCAGUCUUUAUGCAACUGCUAUCUCUCUAAAUGUCUGCUUCUGACCGAUUAUUCUUACUAUUGUCGGCUUGGAGUGAUGAAUUAGUGACUGCGUUCCCUUCGACAACCAGCUUAUGCUACUGCACUUAAACGUAACCUAGGGCCACUCCAUUUCCCUUCAGGGCAGUAUGAAGAUGUGUUGUACUUGCCUGCAGGUUUCAUUUAAAAGAAAGGUUGUUUUUAAGUAAUGCUGUCUUAAUAAAAAUAUUAAUAUUCAA